This is a messenger RNA of Maniola jurtina (meadow brown), 3614 nucleotides long. RefSeq names its product symplekin (gene Sym). The transcript is spliced from 15 exons. NCBI's taxonomy places the organism in Eukaryota, Metazoa, Arthropoda, Insecta, Lepidoptera, Nymphalidae. Gene Ontology annotation, cellular component: mRNA cleavage and polyadenylation specificity factor complex. The coding region runs from base 146 to 3550 and encodes 1134 amino acids. The record is from RefSeq and is a predicted model, not a curated record.
UGACAUUUUCAAAUAAUAUUUCUUUGCGUGAUUCGUUACGUUUUAGCUUGGAUUUUCCGUAUUUUUUAUAAAAAAUGCAUACUAAUCUUUAUUUAAUUUCAUGAAUUUGUUGUCAAUAAUAUUACAGUAGGUUAUAAGAACAAAAAUGGCAAGUAAACAUCAGCAAGGAUCUAAUGUUACAGCGCAAAAUCAGUUAAUACAAUGGAUAAACGAGGCUGGAAUGUCCGAGGGCAAGAAAAAGGCGAAUCUUUUGCGGAAAAUUAUCGAAGUUUUGUUACACCAAGUACCUACCAUGGUACCAGUUUACAUGGAAAACAUCUUAAGUUUUGUCAGCGAUAAGUCUCCUGAGGUUAAAAAACUGGUUGUUGGCUUCAUUGAGGAGCUGAGCAAAUCACACCAAAACUGUCUACCUAAAAUAAUAACACAGCUGCAGCUGUUAGUGAUAGAUCCAAUCAUAGCUGUGCAGAAGAGGGCUAUUCAAGCUGCAAGCUUAGUGUACAGGAAUGUUCUGCUGUGGAUCUACAAAGGCACAGCUGAUGUAUCUGACAAGCAAUAUGUGUGGGAACAGCUUGCUAAGUUAAAGCUCCUAAUUUUAAAUAUGAUUGAUAGCGACAAUGAAGGUAUACGGACGUUUUCUAUCAAGUUUCUUGAAGAGAUGGUUGUGUUACAAAGUGCAGACCCUUCCAAAAAUUCAGACGAUGUCUUGAGUCUUGAUCGUUUGCCAACCAAUUUGCCUUUCCUCAAAAGAAAAGCUAUGGAAGAGGAAUCUGAGCAUAUUUUUCAACUGCUCCUCAAAUUUCACAACUCUCAACACAUAUCAAGCAAUAACCUCAUGGCUUGUAUGACAACUUUGUGUAUAAUUGCCAAACUGAGGCCCAAGUAUUUGCCAAACAUCAUCCAAGCAUUGGGAGACCUCCACACAACAUUACCACCAACUUUAUCACAGUCCCAAGUGAAUUCUGUUCGCAAACAUUUGAAGAUGCAACUGUUGAUAUUGGUCAAACAUCCCGCUGCUGGUGACGUAAUGCCUCAGCUCACUCAAUUGCUCCUAGACAUAGGAAUGACUCCACAAGAAAUAAAUAAAGUAUUACCUAAGGAAAGGAGGAAUAAGCGUUUGGGGGAGAUCAAGAAUGGAGAUACUCCAGCCAAAAGAGUUAGAAUAGAUUCACCUCAAAGCGCUCCGGGAAGUGACAGUAACAGUAAUAGUCGAAGUGAUUUCAACAUUUUUGAUGAAGACAGUAACCAAACUACUGUACCUCCUUUACCUACUUCACCAGUUUUAACAACUAAAGCCACAGCAACAGAAGACUCUAUAUUUGAUGGAUUGAACAACGUAGAAAACGUUGUUAACCUAGUAAUGGCAACAUUACUAAAUAAUUUACCAAUCACCAUGCCAGACUUUUUCAUGACUGAAUAUAAACCCAUACCUAAUUCAGGAACAAAAGUUCAGAAGCGAAGUCUGGCGAAAAUGAUGCUUGCGUUAGUAAAAGAUGAACAACCUCCGAUGAUCAGUACUGCCAAUAUCGUUCCACCAACAUUUGAUUCAGAAGCCAAAAUACCUUUACUAAGAGAUGAUGACGAAAAAUUAACGCUCAAAAACGCUGUAGCGAAACUCCAGGAAUCAACCAAAGCUGAUAAGCAAAUGGAAAAUGCUGUAUCCAAACUCAUGGAAGAAACGAGACAAGAACAUCUGAAAGAAGAGGAAAGAAAGACUAAGGAAAAGGAGAAGUUAAUUCCUCCACCAACACCGACAGUCCCAAAGUUAAAGCAAAAAGUCAAAUUGCUCAAACUGCAGGAAUUAACGCGUCCAAUACCAAAAGAGAUCAAAGAAAAGUUGAUCUUACAAGCGGUUGAAAGAAUUCUAAGAGCAGAGAAAGAGAGUAUUAUUGGUGGAGCUGCACAAAUUCGCUCGAAAUUUAUUACGAUCUUCGCAUCGAGUUACACUCUCGAGAUACGGGAUUUGGUUCUCAACUACAUAUUGGAAGAUCCGUUGAAUAGGAUGGACUUGGCAUUAUCGUGGCUGUAUGAAGAGUAUGCUUUCAUGCAAGGUUUUAACCGGCAUCCUGUAACUCUGCAGCCAAAACUACACGAGAAACACGACGAGAAUUACAAUCAAUUGCUUUGUGCUUUAAUUACCCAAGUUGCGGAACGGGGUGACCCGAUAAUGGAGGCUAGCAAGGAUGUGUUGCUGAGGAAGAUUUACUUAGAAGCGCCCGUGGUGACGGACGAGGCUGUUGAAUAUUUGAAGCAUUUGGUCACGGAGGAGAAGUCUGCGUUCUUAGCUUUGGAAAUGUUGGAAGAGUUGUGUAUUAUGAGACCGCCGAGGGCACAUAAAUAUGUAGCCGCGUUGGUUUGCCAUGUCUUGAGUGAAAACGAAGAGAUCCGCGACAUAGCGUUAAAAACAUCGAUAAAGAUCUACAAGCGUAGCACGGACGCUACGAGGAAGGUCAUAAACAAGCACGCUCUACUGUACCUCGGCUUCAUCUCGCUGUCCACUCCGCCUCAGGAGCUGUUCGGCAACAGGCACGUGAACAGAAUGUGGACGGACGAGCUGUAUAAACUGUGCUUGAACCUCGUUCUAGCCCUGUUCCCUGAGAAAGAAGAAUUGAUCGUAGAAAUAGCGCGCGUUUACGGAUGCGCGGACGCAGAAGCCAAACGUUGGGUGCUAAGACAGUUAGAAGGGCCGUUAAGGACCGUGCUCAACCAGCCCGUCCCCUCCGACCCUAACGACAUCAACGACCCAAAACCCGGCCUGUUACGACCCGCUUUCGAAGCCUUACUGGAUGAAUGUCCGCGUGGCGCAGAAACUUUGCUGACCAAGCUGGUUCAUAUUCUGACGGAAAAAGGUCCCCCAAGCCCAGAGCUGGUUUCACGGGUGCGUGAGUUGUACGCGACGCGCGUAUCGGACGUGAGAUUCCUCGUACCUAUACUCAAUGGACUCUCCAAAAAGGAAAUAUUCGCCGCCUUACCAAAAUUGAUAAAACUAAAUCCACCUGUAGUGAAGGAAGUGUUCAACAAACUAUUGGGACUUCAAAGUAAUACUGACGAACAAUGCCCAGAAUUUUUCGUAUUUUAUAUUCCAGAUAGAGUUUUCACACCGGAAGAGCUGCUGGUGGCUCUACACCUGAUCGACCCGAGCAAGGCGGACCUCAAGUACAUCAUCAAGGCUACUGCACUGUGCUUCGCCGUCAAACACAUCUAUACACAGGACGUGCUAUCUGCCGUGCUGCAGAGGCUGGCCGAGGAGACGGAGAUCCCGGUGCUGAUGAUGCGGUCCGUGCUGCAAGCGCUCACGCUGUACCCUGCCCUCGGACCUUUGGCGCUUAACAUUCUACAACUGCUUAUUGAGAGAGAGGUAUGGAGCAACAAAGUGGCGUGGGAGGGGUGGGUGAAGUGCAGCGAGCGGCUCGGCACCAGCGCCGUGCCAGUGCUGGCAGCACUGCCGCCGCGCGCCUGCGCGCAGCUGCCGCCGCACCUCGCCGCGCUGUGCCCGCAGGCGCCAUCAUACACACAAAACGCUAUGGAGCCCGUACCUCCGGGGAUGGAAUGAUUUAUUAAUUAUAAUAAACUAGCUGAUGCCCGCGACUUCGUUCGCGCGGAUGUAGUUUUUUAAA